AUGCUGGGUCGAUCUGCGGCGGCGGGCAUCCUGUGCGCGGUGCUGGCGGUCUCCCUGGGCGGCCUCUGGUACAGGGACGGGAUCCGCAGCUCGCUGAUCGACCAAGAUCUGGGCUUCUGGACCUCCCUGGUGCCCUUCGUGGCCUCCAACGCGUCCAACUGCUCUUGCCAGGCUGAUGGUGACGCGGAGCAGGGAGUGGGGAGCUGCCGCCUGCGGGGGACGGUGAACGAUUGCUGCUGCGACUACGAGACCGUCAACAGGGUGAACCAGGAGCACCUGCACCCUGUUGUCUCGGAGCUCGUGAAGACCGCGUACUUCAGGUACUUCAAGGUCAAUUUGAAUUGUGAUUGCCCGUUAUGGCCAGACGAGGGCAUGUGCUCGAUGGAAACUUGCAGCGUGUGCGAGUGUGAGGACGGGGAAGUCCCAGAACCAUGGACUGAGGCGGAGAGGAAGCAUCCAUUGGGAUGCAACACAACUGUUAUUCAAAAUGAAUUUCAGGUGGACAAGACGGUGGAUCCCAAUGUUAAGGAGCUGCUAGUGAACCUUCCUGGCUGGAGGGGGUUCAACAACCCCUGGAUGGCAGAAGACGAGAAAGAAACUGAGUACUUCUACAUCAAUUUACUGGCCAACCCUGAGAGGUUCACAGGCUACAAGGGGGAGCACACUCAGCGUGUCUGGAAGGCUGUAUACUCCCAGAGCUGUUUUACUGGGAGCACCAAUCCCGGAGAGGAUGAAUGCACCGAGAAGCGCAUCUUCUACCGCCUCAUAUCGGGGCUGCACUCCAGCAUAACCGCCCACAUCGCCAAGGAGUACCUGAUCGACGAGGAACGCGGCAUAUGGGGCCCCAAUCUCGACCUUUUCUAUUGGGGACUCGGGCGCCCGGAGCUGAAGAGCAGGGUUGAGAAUUUGUACUUCGCGUUCCUGUUCGUGCUGAGGGCGGCAAUGAAGACGGGCCCGCUGCUGGACAGGACUGAAUACAACACUGGCCUGCCGGAGGAGGACAAAAGGGCGCAGGAGUUGAUGCACCUUCUGGCGAAUCAUCCCUCCCUUCAGCAAGCGUGCCCAGUCCCCUUCGACGAGGGUCGCCUGUGGAAGGGCGACGAGGGCCCAGAUUUGAAGGCAACUCUGAUGACGUCAUUCCGCAACAUCACACGGAUAAUGGACUGCGUGGGCUGCGAGAAGUGCAAGCUCUGGGGCAAGGUGCAGACCCUGGGUCUGGCCACGGCCCUCAAGAUCCUCUUUCACGAAUCCGACUGUGGUUCCAGUGGCAGCAACGACACGGCGCCCUUGAUCCUGGAGCGCAACGAGAUCAUCUCGUUGGUCAACCUUCUGGAAAGGCUGUCCCAGUCUGUGGAGACUUAUCGGGUGCUGAGUGCCAAGCUGGAAGAGAGGGAAAAGGGGAGUGCGCGAGUGGAUGCCGCAGCUGCAACGUGA
Ostreobium quekettii is the source of this 1434-nucleotide messenger RNA. NCBI's taxonomy places the organism in Eukaryota, Viridiplantae, Chlorophyta, Ulvophyceae, Bryopsidales, Ostreobiaceae. The record is from the annotation of a GenBank genome assembly.